AUGUCACACCAAGCUACUUCAGGAGAGCCCGAUUCCAAAAAACGCAGGAAGCGAUCAGCUAUCACCGGAGGAGAAUUGAUUGCACUUUACGAAACUCUUCAACGCGUGAGGCAGCGAAUCACCGAAAUGGCGCAGGUGGGAGAGGAUGGGGAUGGGGAUCCGGAGCAGGAGGACCUCUUUACAAUCGAUCCCGCUGCACAGAAGCUUGACGAAGUCCUCAAGAUGUUGGAGCCAAAGGUGCACGGACGGCCAGUACGUCAGAUCACUUCGUAUCCGCAUGAGGUGUUUCCACUGUCUUCCAUCCAACAAGACGAAAUCGACACUCUCAACGUUCGAGAAGGCCAAACUCUUGAGCUACGUGACGAUCCUGCUCGAUUGAACUUGGAGCAAGAACGCGGGGCGAACGAACGUGGUCGAACGAUGUACUCUAUCGCCAUCUCUACUAAAGCCAGCGCGCGUACCUGGAUCGACGCAAUUUUCUUCCGAGCUAUGGCGAUGCUCUCAUCAUCGUUGGUGGAGCAGAGAAAGCAGCUCGUUCUUGGUCUCAAGCUAUCUGUCUCCACCACUGUUGGCCAGGCGGUCUUGAAAGGAUUCAUAGAUUACACUAUCCUCAAGGCCGGAAAGACUCCUGCUGCUUCAUUCCUACGAGCUCCUCAGCUGAGCAAACUCGCCAAAGAGUCCGACCCUGCGCUCUUCGUCGCGGAAGCGAAAGCGGUUGGCGUGCCUCUUGGCCAGCAAGUCCCACAGGCGCUGGGGGAAAUGUAUGCCUGUGCCGGAGCUCUCAAAAAGAGUAUUAUACGUGGCGCGUUGACUGACGGGCGUGUCUGGAUUUUCCUUCUUUUGAAGUUAAAUGCCGAUGAGCCUGGCGCAACCUACCACGUAUCACACGAGGUCUCGAUUAUGGGAGCGGGCCCCCUUUUCCGUCCCCAAGUUGAUCCAAAGGCGUGUGCGAUCAUUGCUGCCAUCCUUGCUUAUUGGAUUGAACACAGCUUUGAGGAUAUUGGAGAUGAGGACUGGUUUAAGUUUACAUCUCAAUGA
Molecule: messenger RNA, 1038 nt
Organism: Cyclocybe aegerita
Lineage: Eukaryota; Fungi; Basidiomycota; Agaricomycetes; Agaricales; Hemipholiotaceae
Source: the annotation of a GenBank genome assembly